UUUCCUGUCUGUACCUUACGGAUUUUCGUUGUAGGGGACAAAGCUUUUGUUGAAUUCCUGAGUGAUGAAAUUAAGGAGGAGAAGAAGAUACAGAAGCAUAAGUCCCUCCCUAAGAUGUCUGGAGGUUGGGAUCUGGAAGUGAAUGGGACAGAAGCCAAAUUAGUGCGGAAUGUUGCUGGAGAGAAGAUCACUGUCACUUUCAACAUUAACAAUAGCAUCCCACCAACAUUUGAUGGGGAGGAGGAGUCCUCCCAAGGACAGAAGGCUGAAGAACAGGAGCCUGAACUGACGUCUACUCCCAAUUUCGUGGUUGAAGUUAUAAAGAGCGGUGGCAAGAAGGCCCUCGUGAUGGACUGUCACUAUCCAGAAGAUGAGGUUGGACAAGAAGAAGAGGGCGAGAGUGACAUUUUCUCCAUCAGGGAAGUGAGCUUUCAGUCCACUGGUGAAUCUGAAUGGAAGGACACAAAUUACACACUCAACACAGACUCCUUGGACUGGGCCUUAUAUGAUCACCUAAUGGAUUUCCUUGCUGACCGAGGGGUAGACAACACUUUUGCGGAUGAGUUGGUGGAGCUCAGCACAGCCCUGGAGCACCAGGAGUACAUUACUUUUCUGGAAGACCUCAAAGGUUUUGUCAAGAGCCAGUAGAGCAAGACAGGACGCUUUGCCAGUGAACAAAACCUACACUGAAGCCAAACAUGUACUUUGAAAUGGUUUUCAUCCUAAUAUCAUGGGAAAUAAUUCAAAUUUAAAUUAUUUGUUGCCCUCUUAUUUACUAUUCAUUUGUUUGUUCUUUACAAAUCUAUUGUUUCUAGAUUUUUGUAUAACAUGAUGAUGGACAAUAAAACUGAUUUAUCUCUAAAG
Miniopterus natalensis is the source of this 864-nucleotide messenger RNA. NCBI's taxonomy places the organism in Eukaryota, Metazoa, Chordata, Mammalia, Chiroptera, Miniopteridae. The record is from RefSeq and is a predicted model, not a curated record.